ACUUGAAGGUUGGUGCUUGGUGGGUUAUUCUUCUUCAUUUGUUGUUCAUGUUUUGCUUCUUAAUUCCAAUUCCAACUUCCAAGCUUUGGUUUUGGUUGUUGGGUUUUGCUAGACAGUCUCUGUAGAUUUGACAGUGUCUCUAUCUCUGUCUCUCCUUUGUUCUAGCUGGAAUUAGGGAGGACUAAUAAAUACCCAAUUCAUAUAGGCACUGUUUAUGUAGUUGGAAUUGUUAAUUAUUGGGAUGAGUUUGGUCCAUGUAUUAGGGUUUUGGUUUAAGUUAGGGAAUCUACUUUGGUUGCCAUGCUGCUGGAUCGUGUCUGUAAUUUCCACGAACUGGUUCGCUAGUGGUGGAAUUCAAGACACCAAGGUUGCUCUCCUUGGUGAUGGUGGUAAGAUGUGGCUCAGAUGCUGGGAGAAGAUCUCGGGGUGCAGCUUCAAGAUCCACGACAACUACUACCAGUAUAUUGGGUCCAAGAGAGUAACUAGAACUUGGUGGAGAAUGCUCUUAGUCACUUGGGUAAUUGGUUGGACCAUGGUUUCUGCCUGGAUCUUUUGGUACAUGGGUUCUCAAGCAACUGAAAAGAGGAAGGAGGCGCUUGCAAACAUGUGUGAUGAGAGGGCUAGGAUGUUGCAGGAUCAAUUUAACGUCGGCAUGAAUCAUAUCCAGGCCAUGUCCAUUUUCAUCUCAAUUUUCCACCAUGGCAAGAAUCCCUCUGCUAUUGAUCAGAGGACUUUUGCGAGGUACACAGAAAGAACUGCUUUCGAGAGACCCCUCACUAGUGGUGUGGCAUAUGCUGCAAGGGUUCUCCAUUCUGAGAAGGAACAAUUUGAGAAGCAACAGGGCUGGACCAUUAAAAGGAUGGAUAAACUUGAACAGAAUCCAGUCCAUGAGGAUGAGUGUGCUCAAGAAGCCUUGGAACCAUCCCCAAUUCAGGACGAAUAUGCUCCUGUUAUCUUUGCACAGGAUACCAUUGCGCAUGUGGUUUCUCUUGAUAUGUUGUCUGGAAAGGAAGACCGUGAAAAUGUCUUGCGUGCAAGGGAAUCAGGAAAAGGAGUGCUAACUGCUCCUUUGAAAUUAAUCAAAACAAAACGUCUUGGGGUUAUUUUGACUUUUGCGGUUUAUAAGAGGGAACUCCCCUCAAAUGCAACUCCAAAUGAGAGGAUUCAAGCAACUGACGGGAAAGAAAUUCACACACACAAGCACAAAGUGGAAAAAAGUAAGAGCAGUAAAGAAGAAAACGUUGGGUUAAACCUGUGGGGUUGGCUAAAGUGGUUAAGGAGUCAUUUGAGCCACGUUGAGAAUGUAGGUUCGAAUCACUCCAACGCCAUCUGGGUGCAAAUAAUUCCAAUGAGUCAUGCCCACCACCAUAAAGGUAGUGCCUUAUCUGAUUCCUAUGGAUGGAGUGGUCUGCAAAGGAGAUGGGCUAUCUCAUUCUCUCGCAUCAUAAAGUCCUUGAUGCUGUAUCUUGGUGGUGUUUUUAUUAUUGAGUCACUUGUUGAGAAGCUACUUCAACAGCUUGCUAGCAAACAAACCAUCCUUGUAAACGUGUUUGACACCACCAACCAAUCUCAUCCUAUCAGCAUGUAUGGUUCAAAUGUAUCCAAUGAUGGGUUGGAGCAUGUUAGCCAUCUCAAUUUUGGAGACCCUUUCAGAAAACAUGAAAUGCGAUGCAGGUUUACACAGAAGGCACCAUGGCCAUGGUUGGCAAUAACAACUUCAAUUGGCAUCCUUGUGAUUGCGUUGCUUAUUGGCCAUAUAUUCCAUGCAACUUUCAAUCGAAUUGCUAAAGUUGAAGAUGAUUGCCAUAAAAUGAUGGAGCUCAAAAAACGAGCUGAGGCGGCUGACAUUGCAAAAUCACAGUUCCUUGCCACUGUUUCCCAUGAGAUACGAACCCCAAUGAAUGGUGUUCUAGGAAUGUUGCACAUGCUUAUGGACACCGAUUUAGAUGUAACACAACAAGAAUAUGUCAGAAUUGCACAGGCUAGUGGCAAAGCUUUGGUCUCACUUAUUAAUGAGGUUUUGGAUCAGGCCAAGAUUGAAUCUGGUAAGCUUGAGCUUGAGGAAGUACAGUUUGAUCUGCGAGCAGUUCUGGAUGAUGUAUUGUCACUCUUUUCUGGGAAGUCUCAGGGAAAAGGAGUGGAGCUAGCAGUUUACAUCUCUGAUCGAGUUCCUGAAACACUAAUUGGUGAUCCUGGGCGAUUUCGACAAAUCAUCACCAAUCUCAUGGGUAACUCAAUUAAAUUUACACAGCAAGGACACAUCUUUGUCACUGUCCAUCUUGUUGAGGAGGUUACUAACUCUAUAGAAGUGGAGACAGAAUCAUUGUCGAAAAACACCUUGAGUGGUUUGCCUGUUGCAGAUAGGCGCCAGAGCUGGAAAGGUUUUAAAACCUUCAGUCAAGAUAGUUCCAUUCCUACUGUCACAUCAUCAUCCUGCAAUAGUGUUAACAUAAUUGUAUCGGUUGAGGACACUGGUGAUGGAAUUCCACUGGAAGCACAGCCUCGCAUUUUUACACCUUUUAUGCAGGUGGGUCCAUCCAUUUCUCGAUAUGGAGGCACAGGAAUUGGGCUAAGCAUUAGCAAAUGUCUGGUUGGCCUUAUGAAAGGGGAAAUUGGAUUUGUGAGCAUACCAAAAAUUGGAUCCACCUUUACCUUCACUGCUGUUUUCACCAAUGGCUGUUCCAAUUCAAUUGAAUAUAACAGCCAGCAAGUCAAAAACCAGUCCAACUCUAUAUCUGCUGAGUUCCAAGGCAUGAGAGCAUUGGUUGUAGACCCUAGAUCAAUGCGGGCCAAGGUGUCAAGAUAUCAUAUCCAACGGCUUGGAAUUAAUGUUGAAAUUGUUGCUGAUUUCAAUCAAGGUUUAUCCAGCAUAAUCAGGGCAAAUGCUGUUUACCACAUGGUUCUUAUUGAACAGGAAGUUUGGGACAAGGAUCUGAGUGCUUCAAAUCUCUUCAUCCACAGUUUUAAAAAAAUUGAUCGUGGGGUUCCUCCAAAACUUUUUCUUUUGGGCAACUCUGUCAGCUCUUCUACAGAAAACACUACAACAUCUGGUAUUGAUAGCCCAAGUGUAAUAACGAAACCUCUAUGGGCUAGUAUGCUAGUUGCAUCUCUACAACGAGCCAUGGGUGUUGGAAACAAGGGGAAUUUCCGCAAUGGGUUGGUACCUAGCUUGUCUCUCCAGAGUCUUCUUCUUGGGAGAAAAAUUCUAAUUGUAGAUGACAAUGAUGUGAACCGCAAGGUAGCUGCUGGGGCUCUGAGAAGAUAUGGAGCAGAUGUGGUUAAUGCUGAGAGUGGGGCAAAGGCUAUCUCACUGCUUAAGCCACCCCACCACUUCGAUGCAUGUUUCAUGGAUAUCCAGAUGCCAGAAAUGGAUGGGUUUGAAGCAACCAGGACAAUUCGGGAUAUGGAGCAAAAGAUAAACAACUGCAUUCAACAUGGAGAGCUAUCAAUUGAAGCCUAUGACAAUGUUUCAGACUGGCAUGUGCCUAUUUUAGCCAUGACUGCAGACGUGAUUCAUGCUACACAUGAGGAAUGCCUGAAGUGUGGAAUGGAUGGUUAUGUGUCCAAGCCAUUCGAAGCUGAGCAGCUGUAUAGGGAAGUUGCACGCUUUUUCCAAUCAGCAUGAAAUAGAAAUCAAUAGAAAUGACUGUUGAAGACAUGCUGAUCACACAAGAAAGAGCACCUGCUCUUCAGGAUGCAUUCGGAGAUACUUAAAUGGAUCCAGAUUCUUCCAAAAGUAAGUUUUCCUCUGAUCUCUACAUAUGCUUUCUGUUGCUCUACCUAGUUGAAAGGUUUUUGAUUGUCAAAGUCCCUACGUAAAGCUUUAUUUUGUCUCACUGGUCUCUUAACAUAUAGCCAUGCUUGACAUAUAUGCAGCAAAACAUUUGUUCUGUGGCAGAGUGUACAUAGAAGGAUGCUUAAUUUAUUGGGAUUUAGUUUUCUUAUUUUUCAAGACAGAUAAAGUCUCGUCAUUUUUGCAUGUAAAGCCGAUCCCAUCUCCAAGCCUUACCUCAGCAUUGGUAAAUCAAAAUUCCUGUGCAUGGUGAAGUCUUUCAAUACGACUUUGAAUUCAGAAUCAUCAGUUGGAGAUGGAUGGAAGAAGUUCUCUUUCUCGGCUGUAUGAUAUAGAAUUCGAUUCCUUCAUCCUAUGUAGUUAUAAAAACUGCAAGACCUAGGAAGAGAUGUUGGUCUUCCUUUGGAUGUUGUUGAUUGUAUCAUAUAGGCUUUGUUGAAUAGAAAGAGUUGGAAGGUAACUUCUCAGCUGCAAAGUGGAGAAUGCACCUUGUAUAUAAAUCAUUACAGUGAAUAAAGUAUUUGUUUUCAGUACAAACAUGAUAACACCCCUUUUUCUUUACAUUGCCCUCUGAAUAUUAAGACCAAAGCUUCUGUAAUCAGAUUGAAUAUGGCAAUAACCAUUGAACUUUUCA
Molecule: messenger RNA, 4427 nt
Organism: Rubroshorea leprosula
Lineage: Eukaryota; Viridiplantae; Streptophyta; Magnoliopsida; Malvales; Dipterocarpaceae
Source: the annotation of a GenBank genome assembly